AUGUCCGCAGCCAUGCGCUCGUCGUCGUCGACUUUGCGCGCUCUGCGUCAACGCUCGACCUUUGCACAGCGUCGUUUCGCGUCGUCCGGCACGGAGAACGCAGAGAAGAAGGCGAAGGAGACGCUUGCGGCGGCACAGAAGCAGGCCGAGAAGGCUUGGGAGUCGGCCAGCAAAUAUGCAGAGUCGGCCAGCAAGUACGCGGGACCCUUUGGCGAACGCCUUGCGUCGUUGCUUGGUGCCUACCGCGCACCGGUCACGUACAACCUUCAGGUCGCGAAGGAGGUGCUGAAGCACAUCUACGUUGCCGAGCGUCUUCAAGUGCCAUCCGUCGCGGAGUUCAAGACCGCCUACGCGCUUUUCGCACAGCGCGCGACGAACCCCGCCUACCUCCGCGGCCUCUUCAGCUCGGGCGAGUGGGCAACCGUGGGCAUUUACGGUCUUGAGGCAUACGGGAUCUAUAAGAUUGGCGAGAUCAUCGGCAGGCGGUCGCUGGUCGGCUACAACGUCCAGUAG
Molecule: messenger RNA, 513 nt
Organism: Peniophora sp. CBMAI 1063
Lineage: Eukaryota; Fungi; Basidiomycota; Agaricomycetes; Russulales; Peniophoraceae
Source: the annotation of a GenBank genome assembly